Sporothrix schenckii 1099-18 is the source of this 279-nucleotide messenger RNA. RefSeq lists its product as uncharacterized. The record is from RefSeq and is a predicted model, not a curated record. The coding region runs from base 1 to 279 and encodes 92 amino acids. The transcript has a single exon. Lineage: Eukaryota; Fungi; Ascomycota; Sordariomycetes; Ophiostomatales; Ophiostomataceae.
AUGCGCGCCAGCGAGCAAUCUCAGCCUACCGUUUUCUCUGGAGACGCUGCUGGUGACGGGCGGUCUCCGCAGCAGGCCAAGCGCACUUGUGCGCCCCUGAGAGCUUGGGCGACAGGCCCCUGCAUUCACACGAUGGGCGACGAAUGGGAAGGGGCUGCCUCACACAAGCACACUCUAGACCUGAAACAUGCGGCCAAUCACAGGCCAACAAAAGCAGGAACAGUAGCGAUCAAGAAACAAUCCAAGCCUUUAGCACCUCCCUUGCAGGCCGUUGUUUGA